AUGAAGAUAUUAAUUGUGAUAUCGUGUCUUGUUGCUGUCAGUGUGGGGCAGUUUAAAGAUCCUCCACCUUUCCUCAAACUCUGCAACAUCCAAGAUCCAAAGCGUGACAUAUGCAUCAAAAAUUCACUCCAAGAAUUUCUCAUAGACCUGCCAAAAAAUCCAAACUAUUUUGAUUUCAUACAAUUUGAACCAUUUACGUACGAGCCAUACACAUUCAAAUAUGACUACGGUGACUUUCUUAAAGGAUACUUCAAACUUUUUGAUGGCAAAGGCUAUGGAUUGAAAAAUACAAAAGUCUUAAAACUCAAAUCAGAUUUCACAGACAAAGACAUGAAGAUUCUUGCGCUCGUUCACAUGCCAAAAUUGUUCGCAACAGCAAACCUUGACACUAAAUUUGAAUUAGGAUCACUUAAGUAUGAAAAUACAAUUCCAUUUAAUGCUACAUUCCGUGAUGUAACUACAAGAUGGACUAUUAAGGGAAAAAUUGAAGAAAGAGAUGGAGAACAGUUCAUGAAAAUUGUGUUGUUUGAUGUCUUACCGGAAGCUAAGGAAUUGGUUUUUGGAACAUCUGAUGUGUUCCCUAAUGAACAACUUAACGACUUAUUUAUCGGCUUCAUCAACCAAAACUGGAAAAUAUUCUACAAUGUUAUGAUCGGCGAAACACGUAAACAAUGGGAACCAGUUUUUAGAAACGUAACCAACAAGUUCUUUGAACAGAUUCCAUUUAGAAAACUUGUAUUAUCGAAUGAUAGUUUUUAG
Messenger RNA from Chironomus riparius, 759 nucleotides. Lineage: Eukaryota; Metazoa; Arthropoda; Insecta; Diptera; Chironomidae. The record is from the annotation of a GenBank genome assembly.